Seriola dumerili (greater amberjack) is the source of this 2412-nucleotide messenger RNA. It is a transcript of the gene ncam2, whose product is annotated as neural cell adhesion molecule 2. Gene Ontology annotation, biological process: cell adhesion. Gene Ontology annotation, cellular component: membrane. The coding region runs from base 13 to 2412 and encodes 799 amino acids. The record is from RefSeq and is a predicted model, not a curated record. The transcript is spliced from 17 exons. Gene Ontology annotation, molecular function: protein binding. Lineage: Eukaryota; Metazoa; Chordata; Actinopteri; Carangiformes; Carangidae.
CCCUGCCCGAAAAUGAUGCUCAAACUCGUCCAUCUCCUCGGGGUGCUCGUCUGCGGCAGUCAAGCCGCCCUGCAGGUGUCCAUAUCCUUGAACAAAGUGGAGUUAAGUGUCGGAGAGUCCAAAUUCUUCAUCUGUACAGCUAUCGGUGAGCCGGUGAGGCUGGAGUGGUACAACCCGCAGGGCGAGCGCAUCGCGCCCUCCAAGCGGAUGGCGCUCCACACAGAGACGUCAAGGUCCCGGCUCAUCAUUUACAACGCCAUCAUCGAGGACGCGGGCAUCUACCGCUGCCAGGCCACAGACGCUGGCGGUCACACGGAGGAGGCCUCCGUCGUGCUGGAGAUCUACCAGAGGCUGACGUUUCAGGAUGUCCAGUCACCGCAGGAGUUCCGCCACGGCGAGACGGCGGAGGUGGUGUGUGAUGUCAUUAGCUCACCAGUGCCCGUGGUGGUGUGGUACUACCAGGAUAGGGAAAUCACUGAGGAGCACCACAGCAAGUUCCAGGUGCUGGCAAACAACAACCUACAGAUCCAUCAGGUGACCAAGGCCGACGAGGGCGUGUACCGGUGUGAGGCCAGCGUCGAGGCCCGCGGCGAGAUCGAUUUCGUUGACAUCGCUGUAGUCGUCAACGUCCCUCCGGUGUUGUCAGUGUCCCAGCAGUCCUUCAAUGCCACAGCUGACUACCAGGAAUCGGUCACCUUCACUUGCAUCACCUCUGGAUCUCCUGACCCUGUGGUCACGUGGCACAGGAAAGGGCAGCAGCUGGAGCCGUCAGAGCAGCACUUCUUCAACAGGCUGGAGGGCGGGCGCAGCAUGCUGACCAUCCGCAACAUCCGGCAGGGCGACGGGGGUACCUACUCCUGCAAGGCCACCAACAAGGCGGGAUCUCAGGAAAGAGAGCUCUUCCUCAAAGUGUUCGUCCAGCCCCAUAUCACCCAGCUGAAGAACGUGACAGCCGUGGAGGGCAGCGCCGCCAUGAUCUCCUGCGUGGCUGAGGGCGAGCCUCUGCCCGACAUCUCCUGGAGGAGAGCCAGCGACGGCCAGACCUUCGUGGACGGAGACAAGAGCCAGGACGGACGUUUCGAGGUCCGCGGUCGCCACGGCAAGUCGGUGCUGGCCAUCAGCGGCGUGAGGCUCGCCGACUUGGGCCGCUUCGACUGCGAGGCGCUCAGCAGGAUCGGAGGUCACCAGAAGAGCAUGUUUCUGGACAUUGAGUACAUACCAAAGUUCCUGACCAAUCACACCAUCUAUUACUCAUGGGAGGGGAACCCGGUGAACAUAAGCUGCGACGUGAUGUCCAACCCUCCCGCCACCAUGCUGUGGAGGAGAGAGCGCUUCACCAUCUCUGCGGAGGGAACGGCCAACACGCGGGUGCACAGCGCAGAGGGCAAGUCUGUGCUGGAGGUGACUCCUAUGUCUGACAGGGACUUUGGCCGCUACAACUGCACAGCCAGGAACAACAUAGGAGUUCGAUACCAGGAGUUCAUCCUGGCCCAGGCAGACGUACCAUCGAAUCCGUACUCAGUGCGUCUGUCGGCUGUCUCCCAGCGCCUGGCGACCGUCACCUUCAUGAAGCCCGACUCGCACGGCGGCGUGCCCAUCAGCUACUACCUGGUCCAGUACAAGGAGGUGGGCUCGCAGGACUGGAGGGACGUCAAGUCGCACAGUGUCCAGACGACAGUGGUGCUGACAGGACUGGAGCCCAACACGACGUACGAGGUCCGAGUGGCGGCUGUCAACGGGAAAGGUCAGGGGGAGUUCAGCCACACGGAGACCUUCCAGACUUUACCCAUCCGAGAGCCAAGUCCGCCGGCGGUCCACGGCCAGAGAGGAAUGGGCAAGGCCUACAGGCUGGGGCUGGUCAAGCAGGACGAUGGAGGGAUGCCCAUCGUGGAGUACAUAGUCAAGUACAAGACUGAUAAAGAGGAACAGUGGAUGACCAAGCUGGUUCCGGGGGCGAAUGAUUUUGCGAUGCUUCAGCCGCUGCAGUGGAACACGAGAUAUGAGGUGGAAAUCACGGCGCGCAACGUCAAGGGCCUGUCGGAGCCGACCUUCUAUCAGUUCUUCAUGCCACAGAAACCGGACAUUACAGCAGAAUCCCUGUUCAGCGGCCUGGGGCUGGGGGCGGUGGUGGGCCUGGGCCUGGGAGCGCUGCUGCUGCUCCUCGUGCUGGUGGACAUCAGCUGCUUCUUCCUGCGUCACUGCGGCCUGCUGAUGUGCAUCACGCGCACGCUAUGCAGCAAGAAGACAGCCACCAGCGGCAAGGGCAAAGAAAUGGAGGAGGGCAAGGCCGCCUACCUGAAGCUACCGCUGAAGGAAGAAAAUGGAAAAGAGUCUCUCAAGCCGGAUACGAUUGAAAUCAAAGUGCACAGUGACAACAGCAUCCACACAAAGCCUGACGACAGCAAAGCGUAA